AUGGGGCCUUUUCCAUCCUCCUACUCAAAUAGUUAUAUACUUGUGGCUGUAGAUUAUGUGUCAAAGUGGGUGGAGGCUAUUGCUACCACCACAAAUGACAACAUGGUUGUAACGAGCUUCUUGAGAAAGAACAUUUUCAGCAGGGCCUUCUGGGCUAUAAAACUACUGAAUUUUGAUGGGCAAGCUGCUGGAGAAAAGAGGCAAAGGCAACUCAACGAGCUGGAAGAAUUUAGGAACCAAGCAUAUGAAAAUGCAAAGAUCUACAAAGAUAACACAAAAAGAUGGCAUGAUCAAAAGAUAGCAAAGAGGGAGUUCACUGAAGGACAAAAGGUGUUAUUGUACAAUUCUAGACUUAGGUUCUUCCCUGGGAAGCUUAAGUUUAGAUGGUCUGGACCCUUCACCAUCAUCAAAGUGUACCCCUAUGGUCAAGUGGAGCUCAUGGAGGACAAAACACAGAGAACCUUCACUGCAAAUGGCCAUAGACUCAAGUAUUACCUGGGGGACUCACGGGAUGAAAGAAGAGUGAGCUACCACCUCAACUGA
Molecule: messenger RNA, 543 nt
Organism: Arachis stenosperma
Lineage: Eukaryota; Viridiplantae; Streptophyta; Magnoliopsida; Fabales; Fabaceae
Exons: 2
Coding region: 1-543 (180 amino acids)
Molecular function (GO): nucleic acid binding
Source: RefSeq, a predicted model, not a curated record